UCAUGGAAUCAAUGGAAGUGAAAGCGUGAAACAGCAGAAAGAGAAAGGAAGGGCAGAGCAGAGCAGAGAGCUCUCGGAGUGAAGGUGAAAAAGCGACAAUGGCGUGUAUGCACGAUCACAGCUGCGAGGACCACGAUUGCUCCUCCAAUUGGUCUCUCUACAAGCACAUCGACCUCUCCAAGGUAUCAGCAUUAAAUGAAGCUGUUCCUGGAAGUGUAAAGUCAGUGUUUAAAGCUUGGGAGCAGCGUCUUAAUUCUUCCGAGGGGCACUUAGAAAGCAACGAUGGUGAUCCUGAGUUACUUGUUUUCAUUCCCUUCACGUCAGAUGUUAAAAUCAAAAGCAUUUCUGUUGUUGGGGGUGCUGAUGGAACUAGCCCGUCAAAGUUGAGGGUGUUUAUCAACCGAGAAGGUAUUGACUUCUCAGAUGCACAAAGUAUGCAAGCUGUACAGGAAUGGGAUCUGGUAGAAAACUUGAAUGGGGCCUUAGAAUACCAGACGAGAUAUUCUAAGUUUCAAAGCGUAGGCAAUAUCACUUUGCAUUUUCCCGACAAUUUUGGGGGCGACACAACUCAGAUACACUAUAUUGGAUUCAAAGGAGAGGCCACUCAGCUGAAGAGGGACGUGGUUGCAACAAUUGUAUACGAGCUGAUGCCAAACCCCUCUGACCAUAAGACAAAGGCUGAAAGCGGUGGCGGUCUAUCGCACAUUGAAUGAUGGAAUCACUCUAUUCCAGACAAGAGUUGAUGAUGUUGCCUAACUGAGGUUGUUUGAUUCCUUAGUCCACAGGCGGCUUUCUUCAAUAGCAUAAUCUCCCGGGAGCUUGAUCCUGUUUGUUUAAACUGUACAAAUUUUCAACCAAACCAAACUUUGAAGCAGCUUAUGUAAUCGCAAUUAUCAGCUAUCUGUAAGAUAGUGUUUGUCAUCUUCUGCAAA
This is a messenger RNA of Punica granatum (pomegranate), 932 nucleotides long. NCBI's taxonomy places the organism in Eukaryota, Viridiplantae, Streptophyta, Magnoliopsida, Myrtales, Lythraceae. The record is from RefSeq and is a predicted model, not a curated record.